Westerdykella ornata is the source of this 849-nucleotide messenger RNA. RefSeq names its product kinase-like protein. The coding region runs from base 1 to 849 and encodes 282 amino acids. The record is from RefSeq and is a predicted model, not a curated record. Gene Ontology annotation, biological process: protein phosphorylation. NCBI's taxonomy places the organism in Eukaryota, Fungi, Ascomycota, Dothideomycetes, Pleosporales, Sporormiaceae. The transcript is spliced from 6 exons. Gene Ontology annotation, molecular function: protein kinase activity; ATP binding.
AUGAUUCCCUGUCCGAUUUGUGUCCUCAAAGCUGCGAGGAUGCUCUCCACACGUGUUGGCCAGAGUGGUCGGGACUGUAACAACAGACCCUUUGUUUUGAAGCCCGUCUCGCAGUCGAUCUUCGAGCACCUGCAAGAGUUUCGAAACGAGUUCGAAAACCAUACUCAUCUCCGUAUCCACAUAGACCAAAUCGAAAAAGAGAACAUCGUCGUCUAUGAAUACUUUAAGACGGAUUUGCUUUCGUUGGUCGAGAACUACCCGGCCCUUCCAAUAACAAUGAGGAAGACAAUCUUGAAGGAGGUCGGACUAGCACUUGCUGAGAUCUCAAUGCACGCGAAAAACUGGAUACAUUUAGAUGUAAAGCCGAACAAUUUUCAUCUAGAGAAGCUAGCCUUAGGCGAUCUGGACUGUGCCUUGAAAUUGAAAGGCGAAAGAUUACUCAAUGAUAGGACUGGGAACGUUAUGUGGCGCAGUCCGGAAGGACAACGGGGGAAAGGCGUUGGAAAACCUUCCGAGGUCUUCUCCUUUGCGCUUUUGUGUCUCUACGUUAUCACAGGAGUGCAAAUUUUCGACCUAAAUUUCGAGGAAGUUGAGACUGAGCCUGAGGUAGUGGUUUACGCGCUCAAAAAACAUGUCAACGUCGAGAAGGCGGGUGGGCUCGUGACCAGUUUGUGGCAAGCAAUAAGAGAAAACGAAGCAUAUGAUGAUCUCGCGGAAUGGUCAGAGGAUGUGUUUCCUAACCUAAAUGACGAAGCAAACAGGCUGAUCUUGCGGAUGACGGAUCUUAAUCCUGCGAGGAGAGCGCCGUUAUCCGACACUAUUACGGAAAGAUAUUGGAACGUGGGAUGA